This is a messenger RNA of Westerdykella ornata, 1068 nucleotides long. RefSeq lists its product as uncharacterized. The transcript is spliced from 5 exons. The record is from RefSeq and is a predicted model, not a curated record. NCBI's taxonomy places the organism in Eukaryota, Fungi, Ascomycota, Dothideomycetes, Pleosporales, Sporormiaceae. The coding region runs from base 1 to 1068 and encodes 355 amino acids.
AUGAAGACAAACAAUAUGCUUGUUAUAUUCUUUCUUGCACCUAUACUCACGCGAGGAUCACAACCUACAUCAUGGUCACUACCACAUCGAGUUGAGAUCGGAGCACCUACAAUCCCCUCUCGCCGAAACUCGCGCCUCGAGGAGAAAGGACAAAACAAACAAAUUCCCUUUGCGUUCUGUCCGGAGUUCUUUGAGGAGGACCCAAAAUUAUGCUCCCAGUGUGGCGGCGACACCAAGGUUAAAGGCACUUGUAACGACCUACUUGUGUCUGGUGAUCAGACCGGUUGUCCGGGUGGAAGACCAUGUCGGGGCUACUUCUGUAAAUGCUCGGAUAUUGGAGGCCCAGAUAAUAAUCCCAAAGUCACCAUGACUUCGGUCAAAGAUGGGCAAACUGGAGUCGUUGUCUGGGAGCCAAUGACACUCGAAGAAUAUAAUGGCCUACGCGCAUCCACUACCAUAUCCAUGACAGAAACUGCAACUGCCACUGGUGCAGAGUCGGAGCUAGAAACAGUAGCUGCAGUCGUCUUUGCCGGUGGAAUUGCAUGGUAUUUAGCAUGCUCAAGGGAAGAUGAUCAGUCUUGUAAGAGUGAGGGUCAAAAGCCAGAUUGCGAGGAUUGUGGUGGGAACACCCCAUUGGGAUUGUGUGCUAGUGGUAAUCAACAGAAUUGCCCAUGCGAGGAACAAGAGUGUCCAAAGGACGACCCACCCAGUUGUCCGGCGCCAGAAUGCAGCGGAGAUGACACGAGCCUCCAAUGCAGCACCCGCGGUAAGCUUAAAGGGUGCCAAUGUUGCCCAGAGAAACUUCCAACCUGUGAAAAGGACGAUUGCAAAGGUAACAACGAUGACAAGUGCCAAGCGGAUAUGUACAAAGGCUGUUCAUGCGAACACAUCGAAUUUCCGGAAGUGGAGGCUCCCAUAGACGAACCGUUCCCCAGUACACCAGAUACACCAGCCUUCGAAGAAGCAGCCAGGGAAGCUCUGGAGACAAUCUGGGGAGGAAAAAGGGAAAACAUGCCAGGUUACGAGAAAAAGAACGACAUGCCAGAUCCAUUCUGCCUGUACGGGUAA